CAAGCUUUUAGUUUGCAGAAGUCGCUUGAUAGUCAUCCGAUAUUCAUCGAUAACUGCUGAAUACAUAUAUGUGUCAAGUGCAGUAACUCGGUAGUCAGUUUCUGAAGUGGACAUGUGCUUACUACAUCUAGUGCCUUCUUUUUGAUAAUAAAAUCAUUUCAUUGCCGCGAUUGUGUGCUGAUAGCUGGGUCGCCCCGUUAAAUAACACAUUUGGACGUACCGUGUCGUCAAGUUGCCAAGAAUCCCAUCUCACCUACAUCACCCUCAGUACGCUACGUACACAACGUGACGUCACGUGACGUAUGGACGAUACGAGCUACGCUUACGACCCGGUUGGUACCGGCGCGCCAGUCAACCAACAAGCGUACAGAAUGGAGGCGGGUCAGCUGUGGCGGCAAUAUGUCAUUGCAGGCGUCGCUAACAUUGCGGUGGCUUCCACCGGUUACUCCAUGGGAUGGACGUCUCCUGUGAAUGUGAAGCUAAACAACACGGCGGAGUCACCGCUCCCCGACUCCAUCACUACAGACCAAGGCGCCUGGAUCGGAUCACUGCUCACAGUCGGUGCUAUCUUUGGUCCUUUCAUCGGUGGGUUAGCAGCGUCAAAGAUCGGCAGGAAAUGGGGCCUCCUAAGCUCGUCGAUUCCUCUCUUCCUGGGCUGGAUCCUGGUGGCGGCGGCCACCAACGUGGGCCUCAUAUACGGCGGCAGGAUCUGCUGGGGCGUCGCUGUGGGCAUGAUCUUCGCCAUUUCACCCAUGUACUGCGCUGAAAUCGCUACGGACGAGUCCCGCGGCGCGCUAGGUUCUUUCCUCCAAUCGUUUAUCACGGUGGGCUUCCUGCUGGUGUACGGUAUCGGGCCGUUCGUCUCGUACUCUGCGGUGGCGUACGUGGGCGUGGCCUUCGUGGCGGUCUUCGCAAUCAGCUUCUUCUUCAUGCCGGAGACGCCGACCUACCACUUGACCAAAAAUAACCGCGAGGCUGCAGCAGAGUGUCUUGCAGUAAUUAGAGGCAGAUCUCUGGGCGCGGUGCAGGAAGAACUUGACAAGAUUGAAGCUGACGUGAAGGCGGCCCAAGCUAAGACUGCUACUAUCGCUGACGUGUUCCGGGGCAGCAACUUUAAGGCAUUCUACAUAUCGUGCGCGCUGGUGUUCUUCCAGCAGUUCUCUGGCAUCAACGCGGUGCUCUUCUACAUGACCGAUAUCUUCCAGGCGGCUGGGUCAUCACUUGACUCGUCCAUCGCGACCAUCAUCAUCGGGGCUGUGCAGUUGGUUGCAUCGUGCAUCACACCGUUCGUGGUAGAUCGACUCGGCAGGCGGAUACUGCUUCUCAUCUCCAGCUGCGGCACCGCUAUAGGCCUGGGUCUACUAGGCAUGUACUUCCUGCUGGCGGCGCAGAACAGCCCGGUGGUAGAGAGCAUGGGAUUCGUGCCCAUCCUAUCGCUGGUGGUGUUUAUAGUGACGUACUGCUGGGGCCUGGGCCCGCUGCCCUGGGCCGUCAUGAGCGAGCUGCUGCCCAUCGAGGUUAAAGCCAUUGCCUCGCCGCUGGCCACAGCCUUCUGCUGGCUGCUGUCCUUCCUCAUCACUAGGUAUUUUAGCUCAAUCGCUGAGGCGGUGGGCAUGUAUACCGCUUUCUGGAUAUUCGGCGUGUGCUGUGUUGGUGCAUUCUUCUUCACGCUGUUCAUUGUACCCGAGACGAAAGGCAAAAGCUUCACGGAAAUCCAGGAUAUGCUCGCUGGAAGAACCCCCAAAUCAGAAAAAGCCUAAACCGGAUAUCCUAGAAGAAUGAAUAUUGACACUAUUUAUUUAUAUGUAAAGACAAUUAUUGCUUGUUAUUCGCUAAAUAUUUUGUUA
Messenger RNA from Chilo suppressalis (striped riceborer), 1847 nucleotides. NCBI's taxonomy places the organism in Eukaryota, Metazoa, Arthropoda, Insecta, Lepidoptera, Crambidae. The record is from the annotation of a GenBank genome assembly.